AUGCCCACGCUUACAGGGUCAUGUUUCUGCCGGAAUGUUGAAUACGAGCUGAAGCUCGCUUCCAAUGACGAUGCGAGAACAUCUCUCUGCCAUUGCCGCAACUGCAAGAAAGCUUUCGGAACUAAUUAUGGCCUCACAGCCAAAGUUCCAAAGGAAGCGUUUAAUCUCACCAAAGGGGCACCGAAAGAACAUGUUGCGGAUAACGGAUCUGGAGCUUUGAUUUAUCGAGAAUUUUGUCAAAACUGUGGUAGCUUCAUCCUAGAAUAUGGGGAUGCUGCCAAGGAUCAUUUUCGCUACAUCUGUGUCGGAUCCUUAGACGAUCCCGAAGCAUUACCUCCCAAAGGGGAGUUUUUCUGCAAGGCUCGGGCCAGCUGGAUGCCGGAAAUUCCAAAUGUAUUCCACAAACAGGAAGUUCAUGAGUAA
This is a messenger RNA of Penicillium griseofulvum, 423 nucleotides long. RefSeq names its product GFA family protein. Lineage: Eukaryota; Fungi; Ascomycota; Eurotiomycetes; Eurotiales; Aspergillaceae. The record is from RefSeq and is a predicted model, not a curated record. The transcript has 4 exons. The coding region runs from base 1 to 423 and encodes 140 amino acids. Gene Ontology annotation, molecular function: carbon-sulfur lyase activity.